UUUUUUUUUAUGUUAUGUUAUAUUAUCCCUUUCCUUUUGGAUUAAUUUCGUGGCUCGGCAGCAAAGUUUUAUGUGAAAAUGUGUUAAUUUUUUCAGUUAUUUGUUGCAGCCUAAAAACAUGACAGCCAAGUACAUAAUACCUUUUUUUUUGGGAACUUGUGCUCUCUCGUUCGCAUUAGACCAUGUUAUUUCUGACAGGAAGUUAUUUGGAGGCAGUACUCCGGGAACUGUUUCGAACAAGAAAUGGGCGGAAGAGACAGAAAGAAAGCUCCAGGCAUGGCCUCGGACUGCAGGUCCUCCAGUCGUCAUGAAUCCCAUCAGUCGCCAGAAUUUUAUCGUCAAGUCUCGUGUUGAAUCUUGAAUAAAGCUCCACUACUACUAGCUUAGCUGCUGCUGGUGGUUUUUGUGUCACCUGGUUUGGUUUUCCAUCAUUUGCAUAAUCUCCUUGAAUACUAAUAGGAGUUCUCUAGUCUAAUUGUAAACAAUGCAGUGAGGGGCAUGGAGAGGUUGUUUGUUCCUCAUUCUGCUAUACCUUCAUUGCUCUUGUUUCUGUUUAGCCUUUUGUUGAAUGUUGCAUCUCAAAAACAAAUAAAUAAAGGAGAGGUCAAUUGGUUGCUUCUUUGUUCCAUUCCACAUGAAAUAUUGAAAUGCAAAAUGUCAAUUGUCUG
Camellia sinensis is the source of this 668-nucleotide messenger RNA. NCBI's taxonomy places the organism in Eukaryota, Viridiplantae, Streptophyta, Magnoliopsida, Ericales, Theaceae. The record is from RefSeq and is a predicted model, not a curated record.